AAAACUAAAAGAACUUCAACUAUCGAAGUAAAACAACAAUAUAUAUGCUUAUGUGCACACAUAUAUAUAUAUAUAUAUAUAUAUUGUUGUACAACUGUGAACACAGCGUAUUCCACUAUAUUUACUAUUAUUAUACGUAUAUUUACACUAUGUCACAUGUGUUACGUAGUUACAAAUGAUUAACGUAAGAACGUUUUUCAAUAUGUUUACGUACAUCUAUCUAUGCAUGCAUAUGCAUAUAAAGGCAUUUAAGCGCAAAUACUUCUAUUAGUGCAGUACGUGUCGUGGCCAAAGGGUAGUAAAAUUUAUUUAUUUAUACGCACACUAAUACACGCAAAGAUAUAUCAUGUACGUACAUAAGAGAUAUGCAAAUUAGAUGUAGAUGCAAUCACUAGAAUAGUGUAAGUAAAUAAAGUGAUUAUCGCAAAUAAAUAAAUAAAUGAAAAAGAAAAGGAAAGAAAAAAAACCGAAAAAGAAAAGCAAAAUAAGUGAUAAAAUGAAAAAACAUGCACAUACCUAUUUUUUGCAGAACUAACAGUGAAAUUUAUUCGAAAACAAAACACGCAAUUGCAAUUGCAUUUGCAAUUAAAGAAGAACAACAACCUCUCCUGUAGAUUACUACUGAUAUUUAAUAAACAAGUUCUCGGGCAACCUAUCUCGCUACCAGGAAUCAUUUGAUUUAUACGAUCAUUUCGAAUGCCAAACUAAAUCAGAUCGAAAAAAAUAAAAGAAUGAAAAAUGAAUGAAAUGAAAACAAUAAAAAAAUAAAAAUGAAUUUAGGUUUUAAAAUCAAUCACAUGAGAAAACUUGUAUAAGACUCUUCGAUGAUAACUACAGCCAACGAGUAAUAUUUUCCGAACUACUUACGGACGGACACAUCUUUUACUGAUGUCACUGUAUUUUAAAGAAUAGCUUAGAAAAACAUAGAAAAAAAAAAAAGGAAAAAAAAAGAAGAUUUCAUCAUGAACUGCUUAAAUUCAGAUGCGGUUAAUACAGAAAUUGUUAUUCAAUCUCGAAUUCAAGAUGAUUUAAAUCAUAAAGAAGAGCUUAAAACGAAGACUAAUCAACUAGCCAGUGAACAUAAUGUGGCAGCAGAUGCCGCAUUUGAAGAUGUAGCAAACUGUGAUAUUGAAACAAACAAUGAAAGCCAUGAACCUAAUAAUUAUGCAAAUUGGUAUCGAGAAGAUGCGACAUGUUUGCCUAAGGACAACUUAACGCAUCUAGAUUCUUAUUAUUCGGAUUAUUCAAGCAAUGAGCAAAACGAUUAUCCAAAAGAUUUGACAUUAUCUCAUGAUAGGAGAUAUGAUCAAAACGGGAUUGUACUGGUGCCACGUUCGUCUUCAACAAUGCAUUUGAAUUUCUACGUUCCGUCGAUUUCUACGCCGUCAUUUGACGCAUCGCAACCAAAAAACGUUUCGCUACUGAACACCGUCAGCAGGCAUGCAUCGGACAUAGCUGAUACGAAUCCAAUUUCGAUUACGGAUAAUUUUCAACCGAAUAUGUGGCAUCCAAAUAUUCCGUUGGGAUCAUAUCGUUCGUAUUCAAGUCAAAAUUAUGGACAAUUACCUCACGAGCACUUGAUUGAUAUGUUUCAGCUGACAAAUAGUGGUCGGGAGGCACGAAAUCGUGCUGAAAAGAAUCGUCGUGAUAGACUAAAUGGCUCAAUACAAGAGUUAUCGACUUUGGUUCCUCAUGUGGCCGAGUCGCCUAGACGAGUAGAUAAAAUAGCCGCCCUGAGGUUUGCUACGCACGGCUUGCGUUUAAAACAUGUAUUUGGCAAAACCUCAAGCAACCAUUCUCCUCAAACAACAGAUGCCUUAAUGAAAUUAUUAGAUAGUUUCUUUUUAACGCUAACUUGUAAUGGACAAAUUGUUUUGGUCUCGUCUAGUGUUGAACAACAUUUAGGUCAUUGCCAGGCGGAUUUAUACGGUCAAAAUAUUUUAAGUAUAACACAUCCCGAAGAUCAAAAUAUGCUUAGGCACAAAUUAAUACCCACUGAUUUGGAGACACUCUUUGAUAUACAAUCUGAUGAUGAAAUUGAUGAACGUAGAGCACGUACAGAAGCCGAAGAGGAAGAUAUUGAUCGUAGAUUACGAGAGGAUAAACGUAGCUUUACAGUUAGAUUAGCAAGAGCCGGUCCUAGAUCAGAGCCAACCACAUAUGAAUUGAUCAAAAUUGAUGGUAAUUUUCGGCGAAGUGAUAUGGCUCCGAGAGGCUUCAAUCCAGGAUUAUGCCCCGUAAAUAUACCAUUAAUGCGUCGCGGUCGCAAUCGGGAGGACGCUUUGCCAUCACAUGCAAUAGGGGGAAACGAUAUUGAACUAAUCGCCGUUGGUCGAAUUGUAAGACCACCUAACAUACAUCGUUCUAUCGAAAAUCAUAAAUUGGAGUACAAAACUCGUCACUUAAUCGACGGACGCAUUGUUGACUGCGAUCAACGCAUAAGUAUCGUAGCCGGUUAUAUGAAAGAUGAAGUACGUAAUCUUAGUCCAUUCACUUUCAUUCAUCAGGAUGAUGUGAAAUGGGUCAUUGUGGCUCUGCGACAGAUGUACGAUUGUAAUAGCUCGUACGGCGAGUCUACUUAUCGUCUCUUUACACGCAACGGUAAAAUCAUUUAUUUACAUACAAAGGGUUUUCUAGAAAUUGAAAAAGAGACCAAUAAAGUGCAUUCUUUUAUCUGCGUUAAUACUCUGCUAGAUGAAGAAGAGGGCAAGCGACGUGUGAUUGAUAUGAAAAAUAAAUUUUCAGUUAUUAUUAAUAAGAAAAUACCUCAGUCAUCUAUUGAUGUACCUGCGUCAGAAAAUCCGCAACAAUUGGAACGAGCCGUUUUAUGCUUGAUACAAAAUUUACAAAAAACGACUUCUGACGAAAAUAUAUCGGAACGGCAAACCGCAAGUAACUGUACAAAAUACACGAACUGUAAUCACGUUUCAUAUCCCGAACGUAUAAAUUCGAAUUUAGCGCAAAUACGUUGCAUUAAAACACCGCCAUUAGCAUUAGUGCCACCGGCACCUGAAACGAUAAAACCAUCAAUAGUGAAAAGUGUUGGCGUUGUUAAGCUGACCGCAGCCAAACAUUUACGCGUUGAUAAUGAUCAAUCGCCGAUCGACCUUAAUACUACAACUAGUUCCAAAAACAUUGAUCAAGCGAAGCCAGCAGAUGUCCUGAGCAAUGAUAAUGAUGAUGUUAAUAAUAUAAAUUUCAUGGACGAGCCAGCGUCGCAUGCACGUAAACGAAAAUUUAGUUAUAACAAAUCAACACCCGAGCCUUAUGACUACAGUUUACCGGUACAGCGGAGAGCAAUUGAAAGUGUACUGUCCGAUUCGUUGCAUCAACUAGAUAAUAGACUAAAUCAGCAACUGUGCGCUGCAAUCGAGAUAAGGGACCAAGGAGAAAAACAUGAAAUACCUCAUACAGAGCAACGCAUAGCUGAUAUAAUGAAAGAGCAUAAGAAACAACGAGAUAUGUACUUUAAUAUAACAACAGAAUUCGAACUUCACAGGCAGACUGAAACCAAAAGUGUACCGGCAAUAGAUACUGAGCUGAGUAAGGAAUUCAGUAACGAUACGAAUUUACCGCCAUGAUUAUUUAAUUUAUUUGAUUGUUGUUGAUUUAUUCUUUAAUUUAAUAAAGUCAGUAUCUUAUUGAUAAUCAAA
This is a messenger RNA of Glossina fuscipes, 3653 nucleotides long. Its product is annotated as hypoxia-inducible factor 1-alpha-like. The record is from RefSeq and is a predicted model, not a curated record. Bases 963 to 3581 code for a protein of 872 amino acids. Gene Ontology annotation, cellular component: transcription regulator complex; cytoplasm; aryl hydrocarbon receptor complex. The transcript is spliced from 11 exons. Gene Ontology annotation, biological process: regulation of transcription by RNA polymerase II. Lineage: Eukaryota; Metazoa; Arthropoda; Insecta; Diptera; Glossinidae. Gene Ontology annotation, molecular function: DNA-binding transcription factor activity, RNA polymerase II-specific; RNA polymerase II cis-regulatory region sequence-specific DNA binding; protein dimerization activity.